Messenger RNA from Trichoplax adhaerens, 1543 nucleotides. RefSeq lists its product as hypothetical. NCBI's taxonomy places the organism in Eukaryota, Metazoa, Placozoa, Uniplacotomia, Trichoplacea, Trichoplacidae. Gene Ontology annotation, biological process: proteolysis. The record is from RefSeq and is a predicted model, not a curated record. Gene Ontology annotation, molecular function: aminopeptidase activity. Gene Ontology annotation, cellular component: cytoplasm. The transcript has 9 exons. Bases 1 to 966 code for a protein of 321 amino acids.
AUGGCAAGCAUAGAAGUAUUACCCGACCUCUAUCCUGAGAUCGAGCCUUAUGAUACUGGUUUCUUGAAAGUCUCCGAUCUCCAUACUAUUUAUUACGAGCAGAGCGGCAAUGCAUCAGGCAAUCCGGUGAUCUUUCUACAUGGAGGCCCCGGAGGUGGAACUUCUGGAAAUGAUCGUCGCUAUUUCGAUCCAGAGAGCUAUAGAAUUAUCUUAAUGGAUCAGCGAGGUUGUGGGAAAUCAACUCCUUUUGCUGAACUACAAGACAAUACGACGUGGACUCUUGUUGAAGAUAUUGAAUCUCUACGAAAGCAUUUAGGAAUAGAAAAAUGGGUUGUUUUUGGCGGAAGCUGGGGAUCAACACUAUCUUUGACUUACGCUGAAGAACACCCAGAUCGUGUUAAAGCGCUCAUUCUUAGGGGAAUUUUUACGCUUAGAAGAAAGGAAAUUACAUGGUUUUAUCAAGAAGGGGCAUCGACUCUCUUCCCUGAUUUUUUCGAAGAAUUCGUUGAACCAAUACCUGAGGUUGAGCGCGGAGAUUUGAUGGGUGCAUAUCAUCGCCGUUUGACUGGCAAUGACGAAGAGGUCAAAUUACGAUGUGCACGCGCAUGGAGUAAAUGGGAAAUGUCAACAGCAAAAUUAUUAGUAGACGAUGAAGUCAUUGCUCGUGCAGAAGACGAUCAUUUCGCCAUCGCGUUUGCUCGCAUUGAGUGUCAAUUCUUCGUUAAUGGCGGAUGGUUUAAGGGUACAAAUCACGUUCUAGAUAACGCCGAAAAGAUUCGACAUAUUCCUGGUGUCAUUGUACAAGGACGGUAUGAUGUCGUAUGCCCGUUCAAGACUGCAUGGGAUCUACACAAGAGAUGGCCAGAAGCUGAAUUUCAUGUCGUUCCCGAUUCUGGGCAUAGUGCUCGUGAAAAAGGCAUAGCCGGAAGACUUGUGGCAGCUGCUGAUAAAUUUCGCAAUAUUUAGGAAGGAACCAACCUUAAUUUUAACAUCAAAUCAUUGAAGAUGUACCAGUAUAGCAUUCUAUCUACAACAAGCCAUUCAUAUUAGUUGAUACUUGAACAGCUAUCAAUUUAGCCUAAUGACCAUAUCUUGUGAUUGUAGCAACGUAAUAGUAACUUGUGGAAAAUAUAAUGCCAUUGUUUCUAGAUAUCCAUGAUAUUAGGUCAUGAUGAAUAUUUACACUUGGAUUGAUGUCUGUAGUGAAUUUACUAGAGAAAAUGUGUUAUUCCAUAACUACGAGUAAUGUCUUGCAAUUUAUUUUCUUAUUCUUUUAGUACAAAAAAAUUUGUUCCAUGUGUUCAAAAAUUUAUUUUAUUCUACCGUAGUCGCUAUCUGAUCGUGUUCGAUUUUAGUUAGCAACACUCAACUUGAUGACGUUAUAAUAUUUUAAUAUUGACUUAAGCUAAAGUAUUGCCAUAACUUUACUGGCAUCAUCUACGAUAUCAGUAUACGACAUGAGUCUGACAUGGGCAUACUUCUUUCAUGUGAAUGAGUAAUUCAACUUAAAAUUGCGUUCUGAAUUAAAACUAUAGUUUUCAAU